AUGUCAGCCGCUCCCAUGGACGUCGAAGAACAACGACUCCCUGGCAUUCUAGUCUACGAAGUCAGAAUCUACCCUCGUCCUCUCCGUGUCCGGAAUGAUGUAGACGAGAAGUGGGCUUCCAGGUGCACUAUCUACACCCUCACAGUUCUUUGCUUGUUCAUGGUCUUCUUCAACCUCGCCACCUACUAUCAAGACAAGCGCGAUCAUAACAUCAACAACGAAGACAAUGACCGGUGCUCAAACCAGCACGACACGGCGCUCGGCUUGGCUUGCAUCCUGGGCCUGCUGGGAGCCGACCAUUGGUAUGCUCAUCGUUGGCUGCUUGCCGUCCUCAAGUCGAUGUGGGCAUUUUUGGAGGCUGGGCGUUUUCUCAUUUACCGCUAUGGCGGCAAAUAUGAUCCUCAUUCCGCGGGUACUCCUCCAGGCUUGUUUUGGCUGUCGACAAUUUCGUUUCUGAUGAUGAUCGUCACUAUUUUUUGGUGGCCGAUCGAUGCGAUGCUUUGGGGAACGGGUGUGUAUAGUACCCCAGGUUGCAUGGGUCCUAUCGGGAUUCGAGAAAUUUCAAAGGCACACAGGCCGUGGGGCUUGGACGAUCUGGGGAAUUUGUUGCCAUGGUUUGAUUGUAGCUUUCAUUGUUGUAAGGUUCUUUUUCUUUGCUCACGAACAAGCGAGUUGAGCUGGGACAAUCCUUUGAUACUUGGAACUGAAUGA
Molecule: messenger RNA, 711 nt
Organism: Aspergillus brunneoviolaceus CBS 621.78
Lineage: Eukaryota; Fungi; Ascomycota; Eurotiomycetes; Eurotiales; Aspergillaceae
Exons: 1
Coding region: 1-711 (236 amino acids)
Source: RefSeq, a predicted model, not a curated record